Messenger RNA from Funneliformis mosseae, 1607 nucleotides. NCBI's taxonomy places the organism in Eukaryota, Fungi, Glomeromycota, Glomeromycetes, Glomerales, Glomeraceae. The record is from the annotation of a GenBank genome assembly.
AUGGAAAACUUCGAAGACGAAAUGAUUGAACACUCUAACUAUGACAACAACGAAGUAAUUGAGCAGAAAUUUACCGAAACCAUAGAACCUUUGUCACCUGUUACAGAACAGGCUGAGGGGGUUAGUUACAACAAUGAUUCAGGGACUAACCCAAAUCGACGUGCUUCUAUUGCAGUAUCACGUUUUAAUAGUAUGAUAGACCCUAAUACUUUAGGCUCGUGGAUGAGUAAUGGCAUUGGAUAUGGUAGUCAGGCGGUUAAGACUAAAAGACGCGCUACUAUGAUAGAUCAUAAUAGUGUAAAAAGUGGUUUUGUUUCAUUACGUGCCCCUGAUGGUGUAGACUUAUCAAUGUUUAAUGAAGAAGUUAGUGAUGCUGAUUUACCUCAGGAAUUCGAAAAUUUUCUGACAUAUCAACAAAAGAACUUUUUAAAUGUUGCACAAGAUUACGAUACUAUGUCUGAUAUGUCUGGUAAAAUACAAAUACGUGAUUUUGAUGUAGCUUCCGCUACAAGUACCGCUAGUGAAAAUGAUUACGCAGAACAAAAGCCAAAUAAUCGGCUUUCAUUGUCUUAUUGGCUUUAUAAUACAGAGCAAAAUCGCUCUUCGUCACCACCAUUAACAAAUAUACCCGAACAGACAAGGCCGGUUGUUCAAUCGACUUCUCAAAAUCGCUCAAGUGGAUUAUUUGGUUCUUUAUUAUAUUUAUAUCCUUCGGCUGGAAAUUCAACAAAAUUACAGGAUACACCUGAAUUCUAUAUCGAAAAAUUAACACAAAAGAAUGCUGCACCUAAGUUGUUAGCAGAUACUUUAUUAUCUUUACGAAUAACCUUGUCUUCGGCAAAGUUAUCUUGGUUAAGAGAGUUUUUAGAAAAUAAGGGAUUAUUGGUGCUGGAUUCUAUCCUUGAGAGACAUACUAUUCGGGAUAAGAAGAGUACAGCUAGAAAUUCUGACCAAGACGAUCGAAUACAGUCACAAUGUAUUCGAUGUUUAAGAACAUUGAUGAAUACUGAGGCAAGCUUACAUCAUUCUCUUAUAUCCAUUGUUUUUUGUCUUCACACUACUAAUAACAAAUUACGUUCUCAAGUGGCUGAUGUAUUGGCAGCGUUAUGUGUGCUCUCCUUGGAUGGACAUAAAUUAGUUGUUGGAUCUUUCACGGAAUUUCGUGUAAUUCAUGAGGAAAAAUUUCGGUUUCAAUAUUUAGUUGAAAGCUUGAGAAGAAAUGAGGAAGAAGAUAGUACUUCUAUUGAAUAUAAAGCUGCUGGACUAAGUUUAAUUAACGCGAUCGUGAAUUCUCCUGAUAUUAUCGAGGAGCGCAUUCUUUUAAGAGAGGAAUUUGAAAGGAGAGGAAUUGAUGAUGUUUUUAAGGUUAUCAAAGAUUCUGACCCUCCUGAAUCUGUAUUAAAGCAAAUUGAGGUUUAUCAAGAGGAGCGCCAAGAAGAUUUAGAUGAACUUUAUGAGAAAGCCCAUGAAAUUGUAAGAGAUAAUAAGAACCCACUUUCAAUAGUUGCUGGAUUACUUCAACAAUUGGAAAGUGACAGAAAUUUACAUCGUCGUGUUAUUGAGACACUUAAAAAUUUAUUAAGGAUUUCAUGUAAAAGCACUGGAGA